Molecule: messenger RNA, 1385 nt
Organism: Meloidogyne enterolobii
Lineage: Eukaryota; Metazoa; Nematoda; Chromadorea; Rhabditida; Meloidogynidae
Source: the annotation of a GenBank genome assembly
AAAAUUAUUAAUAAAUAAAUUAAAUAAUGAUAAUUCAACGGCUUUUUUUAGUCGUGGUCCUUUUGAUUUUCUGCAAUUUUGGGGUAAACGGACUAUCGAAAGAAAUUGUCGAUAAAUGUUCGCGAAACUACGUUGGUUCAAAUGCCUGGGAAAAGCUCAAUCAUAUAGUCAAUCACCUAAAUUCCGAUCUGCUAAAAACGGAUCAAUUGGAUAGUCGUCAAAUGGCUUGGAAACAAUUGGCAGCAUUCUACGUGCCAAUGCCUCAAUGGCGCCGUGAAGAAAUCACAAGGGAUUAUUGCAAACGUGUUGGCUAUUCAGAGGAAGAAUGCAUCCACAAAAUAUUUUGGCAUGAAAAUGCUUCUGUCAAAUCACUUCGAAACACAGGCUUAUUAUCUGGACUUGUGCACAAAUCAUAUGACAAUAUUGCAAAAAUGUUUGAAAUGAUGAUUGUCCCGAGAGAACAGGCUUUGGGUGAAAGGCUUUUUGGAAUUUUGGAAAAUCCUCAACCUGAAUUCGGAACCGUCUAUGAAAUUCUCUUGUCUCAACCAAAAAUUGUCAUUCAAAAAAUAAUCGAAUACUACGAAAAAUUUAAUGAAAAUCUUCAAAAGAAUUACGGGAAAAGGGAUGUGGAAGAGAUACUUGAAACAAAAUCGAGCAAAAUAGAAAAUUCAGCUUCAGCUGCUUCUGAAAAUAAAUCAGAUAUAUCUAAAAUGAGUGAUGAUUAUAAAAUUAAUCCAAAAUCAUAUUCAACGCUUAUUUUACAUAUAUUAUUGAAAGGAAAGAAAGAGAAAGAUUUAGGUAUCAAAAAAAUCUACGAAAUUCUUGCGAAAAGAGUUUAUGUAAUUGACAAUGAAGUAGACUUUAACGACUUUGAUCUUGAAAAGAUGAUUGAUCGAGUAGUUGAUAUGUGUCCAACACAACAAAGUGACGACGAAAUUGGAACUCAGCUAAAUGUAAAUGAAAGAAUUCUCCUUCAAUUUGAGAAUUUUGCAAAAAGAGUUUUAAAUAAAUUAUUAAUUAGCUUCGAAGUUGAUUCAGACCUUGCAAAAAGAUUUUCAGAAGAAAUAAAUAAAUAUUGUCCAGCGUUUUUAAAUUACACGGUUCCACAAAAGAAUUUACUUGAAACUAGACUUGCCAAAUUUAAAACUAGUGAAGAUGGAAAAUCAAAGACACAAGAAGAGAUUUUUCAAGAAAAAAAUAAAUUAACUAAAAAAUUAAUUGAAAAACAAUCGUAUUUGGGGGAAUUGGCAAAAAUGUUGAAAGUUUCUGGAUUGGCCGGAAAAAUACAUUACAAUAGAGAGAUGCGUCAAUCUUUAAAGAAAAAUCAUGAUAAUCGAAAUUAUGAAGGUAAAAAUAUGAGUAAACAUAAAAAGCUAGAUAAUUAA